AUGGAGGAGCUGGAGACUCCUGACCCCACGGCUCUGGAGCGGCUGCGCUUCACCCACACGGCCUUGCAGCGACUCCCCGUAGACGAGCACUCAGACCGGGCAGGCUCCAGGACAGUCUCCAGGGCGUGCUUGUCCCUCCUCCGCGGUCUACAGCCUCUGCCCCGGCCCGAGCUGGUAGCGGUGUCCGGGUCUGCCUUAGAGCUGCUCGGUCUGACCUCGCAGCAGGUGCUCAGUGACCCUGGAGCCGCGGAGUAUCUCAGCGGGUCACGACUUCUGCCCGGAGCAAAGCUGGUGGCACACUGCUACAGCGGGCAUCAGUUUGGGCAGUUUGCUGGGCAGCUUGGAGACGGAGCCGUCGUGUGUUUAGGAGAAGUCCAGGAGAAAGACCAGAGCUGGGAGAUACAACUGAAGGGAGCAGGGACCACACCGUACUCCAGAGACGGGGACGGGAGGAAGGGUCUCCGCUCCAGUGUGCGUGAGUUCUUGUGCAGUGAAGCCAUGGCCGCUCUGGGCGUCCCCACCACCCGCGCCGCCUCCGUCGUGACCUCUGACCUCCGCGUUCACAGGGACCCAAACAAAGACGGCCGCCGUGUGUCCGAACGCUGCGCCGUCGUCAUGAGAGUCGCUCCGUCCUUUCUAAGGUUUGGUUCUUUUGAGAUCUUUCUUCCUCGUGACGAGUUCUCAGGUCUUGAAGGUCCCAGUGCCGGUCUUUAUGAACUCCGAGCUCAGCUUUUGGAUUACGUCAUUGAACAAUUUUACCCCGAAAUUCACCGAAUCGGAGACCGCAAACAGAGGAACAUGGCUUUCUUCAGAGAGGUGGUGGAGCGGACUGCGCGCCUCGUGGCUCAGUGGCAGAGUCUGGGCUUCUGUCACGGAGUUAACACAGACAACAUGAGCAUCCUCGGACUCACGCUGGACUAUGGGCCCUUCGCUUUCAUGGACAGGUAUGACCCAGACUUCGUGUCCAAUGCUUCGGACACCAGGGGGCGCUACUCGUUCUCGUCCCAGCCGUCCGUGUGUCAGUGGAACUUGGCUCGACUGGCUGAAGCUCUGGGGUCCGAGCUGAUUCCUCCAGAGGCAGGGGGCGUCCUGGAUGAGUUCAUGCCCAGGUACGAGGCUCUUUACCUGGAGAACAUGAGGAGGAAGCUGGGCCUGAGGAGAGACGAGCCGGAGGACGCAGAGCUGAUCUCAGACCUGCUGCAGCUCAUGCACAACACCGGAGCAGACUUCACCAAUACUUUCUGUUUGCUGAGCCUGGUGCCAUGGCCUGCACCAGAACAGAGUCAUGAGUACCCAAAGGAGACAGAGCACCCAGAGAAGACAGAGCACCCAGGGGAGACAGAGCACCCAGUGGUGGAGCAGAUUCUUCAGCAGUGCGCGUCCGUCCAAGAGCUGAAGGUGUUCAACCAGCCCACUAUGGACCAACGAGAAUUGGCCAUGAUUCUGUCCCUGGCGCAGUCAAACCCGAGCAUGUUUAUGCUGAUCGCCGAGCAGCCGGAGGUUUGUGCUCAGCUCCAGAGGAUGUGGAGACUGAGGGAGCUGCUUCAGACGGACGAUGAAGAGUUAAAGGAAAAACAACGAGAAGACUGGACUCGCUGGGUCCACAGAUACAGGAAGCGUCUGGCUCAAGAGCACAAGGGCACAGUGGAGGUGCCUGUUGUUAUGGAGGAGAGACUGAAGAUGAUGAAGAAGUCAAACCCUCGAGUGGUCCUCAGAAACUACCUGUGCCACAGAGCGGUUCAGGCGGCCGAGAGCGGAGACUACACAGAGGUGAAGAGGCUGCUGCACCUUCUGGAGGCUCCUUUCUCAGACUCUGGGGGGACAGACUGUUUUGGUCCUGACAGUAAACCUCCAUCCUGGGCUCAGAACGUACAGGUCACAUGA
This is a messenger RNA of Boleophthalmus pectinirostris (great blue-spotted mudskipper), 1884 nucleotides long. RefSeq names its product selenoprotein O2 (gene selenoo2). Lineage: Eukaryota; Metazoa; Chordata; Actinopteri; Gobiiformes; Gobiidae. The record is from RefSeq and is a predicted model, not a curated record.